This is a messenger RNA of Rubroshorea leprosula, 580 nucleotides long. NCBI's taxonomy places the organism in Eukaryota, Viridiplantae, Streptophyta, Magnoliopsida, Malvales, Dipterocarpaceae. The record is from the annotation of a GenBank genome assembly.
AGCCGGCUGAGGUUGGUAUUAGGAUUUACAUACAUAUUUAAUGUAUCCUACAUUAUCUUAAAUUGUUGCAGUAGGCUUCAUCACCAAGAAAUCAGAAAUUGCAAAGAGAGAUAAAGGUGAACAUCAUAAUCGGCUAUAAUUUGGAAAUUGAAGGCUAGGAAUGCCCUUAAUAGUAAAUCUCAGAUUCAAAAAAUCAUGAAUACUAUUCGAAUCGCAGGAGCACAUGUCAGCAGAUUUUCUUUAGAUGACACUAUUGAUAUCUCUAUGCUUAAUAGUUUCUUCCGUGAUGUUUGCUUUAGUCUUUCAGAUAAGGAAAUCAAAGAUGUGGAGCUUGUAGUUCUUCUGCUAGCCUCUGCCGAGGAGUUUCUCAUGAAGGUGGGAAUGGGAAUAUGGGAUGUUCAGCAUGUGGAAAAAGUUUCUUUCUCAGAGAUCACCCCACUAAGUCGUGCCUCUUGUUUCACUGGCAAGCAAAGAACACAAAGGAAAACGAUGACAGUGAUGAUUCAAACUAAAGUUGUAUUCAAGAAAGAUGGCAGUAAUCAUUAAAAGUCUAUACUUAUAAUAUAGGUUAUGAAAUUAA